This is a messenger RNA of Klebsormidium nitens, 1871 nucleotides long. The record is from the annotation of a GenBank genome assembly. NCBI's taxonomy places the organism in Eukaryota, Viridiplantae, Streptophyta, Klebsormidiophyceae, Klebsormidiales, Klebsormidiaceae.
GUGCUCGCUAGCUCAGUUGCUUUGUUGCUCAUACGAGGCAUUGCCUUAGGAGUUCAACGUUUGAAGUUGGUGGCGCUUUUAUGCAAAUGUGAAUUCUCGAUAUAGUCUCGCUUCGUUUCAGGGCUUGCAGGCGCAGGCUCUCGAACCUUGAAGCUUACAGGUCUAGUGAAUUUGCACUUUGUGCUCAGUUUGCCCGAAUUGCUGGCUUCCUGGUGGCAUUCCUGCGGCUGCCAUGGAAUGCAUUCUGAGCGGGACGCAGGUCAAGAGUUUCUGCAGAGCCGUCAACUGCUUAGCUCGAGUUGGGGCGGAGUUGCUGCUUGAAGCUCUUCCAGACAAGUUGAUCUUGCGGACGCUCAACUCGUCACGUUCGGCCUUCUUGGAGAUCUCGUACAAGACGCAGUUCUUUGACAGCUUCCAGACCUCGUCUCCUGUCGCACAAUGCAGUGUUCUACUAAAGUCCGUCUGCACCGUGUUCCGAACGCCACCUAGCAACGUAGACCGCCUCAGCAUCAGCAUGCCGGUUGAUGCAGCCAAGGUGCAAUGGACGAUUGACUGCCUUGACGGCAUCCGCAAGACGUACUGGAUCUCGUGCAGCAACGACUGCGAGAUCCUGCAAGCGGCGGUCGACCGCGGCACCUUCCCCAGUCACCUGGUGGUCAAGCCACGUGACCUGAGCCGGCUGCUGGCCAAUUUCCAAGCGUCCCUGCAGGAGAUCACCAUCAUUGCAACGGAGCCGGCGGCGACGCCCUACACCGAGGCGUCAGCGGGGACCGAGGCCAAGGCGGUCGAGAUGCGCAGCUUCGUGGACCGGACAAAAGAGGCGACAGACGGCGCCCUGCACACGCAGCUGUGGAUCGAUCCUGCAGAGGAGCUUCAGGAGUAUUUCCACCAGGGAGAAGCAGUCGACGUCACGUUCAGUGUGAAGGAGCUCAAGGCCAUGGUGGCAUUCUGCGAGGGCGCCGAGGCGGACAUGCACAUGUUUUUCGACAGGGCCGGCGGGCCCGUUCUCUUCGCGCCCCGCUUCGGCCUCGACGACUCGGAGCACUCCGACUUCGACGCGGCGCUCGUUCUCGCGACCAUGAUGGACUCGCAACUGCGACCGCCAGAGGCCGAACAACCGGGCGCCACACCAGGCCCCGGGAAUCAUGACCCGGGCACUUCUGCCACGCCCAACCAGCAGCGGCGGCCCCCGGAAGACGCCCCCACGUCCGUGAACCGGUCAGAUCGGACGAACACGUGGUCGGAGCUCUCGGGGAGUGGCGCACGGACUGGCGCGGGACCGAGCCGAGGGCCGGACUCGCAAGGCGCCCAGCGCAGCGCCCAGGGGAGCGAGGAGAUACCCAUCAGGGAGCCGCCCAGAGCGGCGGCCCCUGAAGCGAACCAGAACUCGGACGACAGGUCAGCCGGACCGUCCAAUCGGGAGCCCGAAGCACAAGCCAGUGGACGAACCAACUGGCAGCAAACCUUCGCCACUUCAGAUGCAUCCAAAGAUCCUGCCAAAACCCAAGCAGCCGACGCCCACAGAGAUCCGUUAGUCCCUCAAGAACGACCGUCGCGGCCGCACUUUUACAUGGAUGACGACGGGGAGGAUGAGAGGAUGUCAGAGGAGGAAGAAGACGAGUUUGUGGUGCCGGCAACACCACCGGAAGAAAGAGGGGCGUAUUGAUCAAUUGGACGUAUCUAACUCAGUGAGUGCUGCCGCUUCAGCCAAUUGUCUGUUUAUCAACAAUCGAGCAGAGUGCUGUUCAGCCUACAGUGGACGUGGCUGCGUGUCUGGGGUCAUUUUGACGGCUCUAACGCACACCAAUUUUCUCAUCACGAUAUUAACCGUCAUUAACCUAGAUAAUCAGCUCUUCGGCCCGCUAACCGAG